Molecule: messenger RNA, 3387 nt
Organism: Pelobates fuscus (common spadefoot toad)
Lineage: Eukaryota; Metazoa; Chordata; Amphibia; Anura; Pelobatidae
Gene: SLAIN2
Product: SLAIN motif family member 2
Exons: 9
Coding region: 83-1915 (610 amino acids)
Biological process (GO): microtubule nucleation; positive regulation of microtubule polymerization; cytoplasmic microtubule organization
Cellular component (GO): microtubule plus-end
Source: RefSeq, a predicted model, not a curated record
CGCGGAGAGAGUGGCAGUUGGGGUUGGUAGCCGGGGGAUGAGCUCCUCCCGGGGCUGAGCGGAAUCGAGUAUCGCCAGCAACAUGGAGGACGUGAACUCCAAUGUGAGCGCGGACCAGGAGGUGCGGAAGCUGCAGGAGCUGGUGAAGAAGCUGGAGAAGCAGAACGAGCAGCUCCGCUCCAGAUCCACCCACCAGCCCCCGGGCUCUCCCAGGACCGUGCCCGCCGCUCCCAGCCUCCAGCACCGGGCCUCCCCGCACACCGCGGCCGCCGCAGCCUCCCUGCUCCUCCUCGGCAACGGCGGCCGCUGUCUGAGCCCGGGGCCUGCGCUGCGAGACCAGCGGGGGGACGGCAGCGGGGACGGGGCCGCCUGGGAAGAGCUGAUAGAGGCGGCGGCGGAGGAGAGGAGGAAGGACGGCGGGGACAGCGAGCUUAUACUGGACCAGGUGGUGCCGCUCCGGCAGGAGGACAUAGACAGCAUGGUGUGCUUCCAGGAGGAGGAGAGCUGGUUAUAUACUUCACCAAAGAAAAAGCAAACUCCUUUGCAAAAAUCCAUAAGUCCAUUGGUCUGGUGUCGGCAGGUUUUUGACAGUCCAAGUCCUGACCUGGAAUGUGCAAAAAAGUCACUUCUCCAUAGGCUUGAACAAACAAUGUCAGCCAGCAAGAGACAGAGUAUGUACAACAUUCCAUAUAAUUCUGCCAGUUAUGCUAGCUGUUACAGUCCAAAUCCUAGUGGAAGUCCAUACAGUAGUGGAUUCAAUUCUCCGUCCUCUACCCUUGUGAGACCUCCAGUAGUGAGGCAGCUGGUACUGCCUAGCAGCACAGCCAACUAUAAAACUGCUGCUGAUAAAAAUCUUACUCCCGUAAGUCCCCAGUCCUCAAUAGACAGUGAGCUAAGCACGUCUGAGAUGGAUGAUGACUCAUUGGGUUCUGCUUACAAGUUGAAUGAUGUCACCGAUGUCCAGAUAUUGGCACGAAUGCAAGAAGACAGCCUUCGCCAAGAAUACGCAGCUACUGCUUCUCGACGCAGUUCUGGUUCCUCCUGUAACUCCAUGAGGAGAGGGACCUACAGCGACCAGGAACUUGAUGCACAGAGCCUAGAAGAUGACGAAGAAGCAGUUUCUCACACAAUGCAUCUGUCUGUAAACAGAUUUUCAGCAUCUCCCCGUCACUCACCGCGACCAUCUCCUAGACAGUCACCAAGAAACUCUCCCCGCUCUAGGUCCCCAGCUCGAAGUCUGGAGUAUAGAGGGGUUUCCCCACAGCCUAUGAUCAGUCGCUUGCAACAGCCUCGACUUUCUCUUCAGGGUCAUGCCACUGAAAUGCAGACAAAUGUGGUUAAAAAUGAAGAAAAAUUAAGACACAGUCUUCCAAACCUCUACAGGGCAACAGGCAUUCAAUCUGCAGACGCUGUAAAAAACAGCAGAAGCUGUGAGUCUAAUUUACAGGUUCCAAAUGGAGGAAUGUCUCGAGCGCCCAGUACUUCCACACCAAAAAGGCAGAUAAGUAUGCCACGUUCUUCCCAGAAAACAAAACCGGGGGUUCAACCUUCAGCCCCUAAAGGAGUACCUUCGCCAUGCAAGUUCCGCUCCCCUUCAACACCUUCACCAUUAGCAUUGAGACAGCCUAUGAAAGCUUUAAGUAAUCAUGGUUCUCCAAAUGCACAAGAAGCUACCACUGUUUCACAGAACAGCCCUUCAACAGCCACCUCUACAAGCCAACCUCCUGGCUCUGCAAGUCCAAUUGCCAGAACUGGGCCAGCAGUGAGAAGUGGCUUACCCAGACCUAGCACACCCUCAGGUGGGAGUAUACCAGUGCCUCGCAGCAAAAUUGCACAGCCAGUUCGGAGGUCGUUACCAGCCCCCAAAACUUAUGGUAACAUGAAAGAUGACAGCUGGAAAGAAGGCUGCUAUUGAACUGCAAAAUCCGAACGCAUCACAGAUUAAUGGACGGCUAACGUUGUCCACAUUAAGACAGAGGAAAAGAUCUACCACAUGGAACUGUUUGGGAUUUUGCAAACCAAUCCCAGGGCUCUCUGUCCGUACCUAGCACAAACGGCAGAGGUUAAAAAAUUGAGCACUUUAUUGAUAUUUACCAUCCAAUAACAGUCAUACAUCCACCUUUAAUUGGGUCUCUUGCUUAGUAUUUAAUUGCUUGAUGUAGUUUAACCCUUUGGCAUCCUGGACCACUGCAAAAUUGACUUCACCAAUGAGUGAUAUCUGAUCAAGACAAGCGCAAGCUCCUUUUUUUUUUUUUUUUUCUUUCUCAAAAUGCCUAGUUUAAUGCCAAAGAAAAACUCUUGGGUUACAAUUUUUUUUACUUUUACCAAUCCUAGAAUAAUCAAUUUAUUUCACACAAUGUACACCCCUUUUAUUACCCAUAUAAAAGUGUGCAAUGCAGCAUGUGUUCUUUUGCCAUUAAUUGCACUGCUCCAGAUUAGAUAUCACCUUUUUAAUACAAGUGUGACUUGAUUUGGUUUGCGCACACAUUGCUGGUGCCUGUAGCAGAUAAAAUGUUUAAUUUUAAGCUAUUGAGGUUAAUGCAUCAUCUCAUCUUGGACAUUUAACAGGACACAAUAACAUAUCAGGAUUAAGUCCAUGUAUCAUAUGAAAGCCUGUCCUAAAAUUCUAUGAAGAGCAUUCUCGUUUAUUAUGCAAGCAGACAUUAAAGGGUCACUGUAGGCACCAUAACCAUUACAACACGCUGUAGUGGUCUUAAUGCCAAGGGUCCCCGGGUGCUGUCCACUUGCAGUGACAUUUACCUUGCUGUGAUAGGUGCCCACAGUUUUUCUGGUAUGAUAAUGCAGAAGUAUAAAGAUUUGCUUUAUCAAAGCAGAAGGACGAUGGGAGCCCAACAAAGCAAGGUAAAUUCAUAAAUUAUUUGACAGAUUUGACAGACUUUGGGAUUCCUGGCACCAUAACUACUACAGUUCACCGUAGUGGGUAUAGUGUUUAGAUUUUCCCUUUAAAUAUGAAAAAAUAAUGGGACAACCAAUAGCCUUGUUUUGUGAGUGCUUUUUCACUCACUGGCUUUGGUGACUUUAUUUUUGAAUAUUUUGGAUACAUUUUUUAAUACAUUACACUGAAAUUGUGAAUAUAUUGGGAGUUUCUUUGCUUUUUUUUUAUAUCCUCAGUGCCUUUUCUAUAGACGUAAGUUUUUUAUUUUUUUUGUUUUCAGGUCUAUUAACCACAUUUAGUUUAUUUAGGAUUGUAGCGUAUAAGGGAUUGGAAGUCGGAUACUAACUCAGUGCUUUUGCCCUGUUGACUAUAUGCAUCUGCAUCCCACUAUUUGUAUAUCUAACUAGCAUCUGAAAUUGUAUUUUGAGGUACUGCAGCAAUUAAUGUGAUGUCCCAAGAGGUUUUCACUUUGAAAGUAUACAAUUCCACUG